Tarenaya hassleriana is the source of this 750-nucleotide messenger RNA. RefSeq names its product bZIP transcription factor 2. The record is from RefSeq and is a predicted model, not a curated record. The coding region runs from base 64 to 672 and encodes 202 amino acids. Lineage: Eukaryota; Viridiplantae; Streptophyta; Magnoliopsida; Brassicales; Cleomaceae. Gene Ontology annotation, biological process: positive regulation of DNA-templated transcription. The transcript has a single exon. Gene Ontology annotation, cellular component: nucleus. Gene Ontology annotation, molecular function: transcription cis-regulatory region binding; DNA-binding transcription factor activity.
UCUCGUCUUGUAUUUCAAGAAAAAAGAGUACACAAGAUUCUUGUCCUUGGUUAAGCUUAAACCAUGAUGUCUACUAUUCCUCCGGUUUUCUCUUCCGAACCGGGUCUUGCCAACCCAUUUCCGGCUUUUGAAACCGGAUUCACACCAUGGGAUGGAUCAGACAUCUUCUCUAUGUUCAAUUCAUCGGAGGAUGAACCGGUUGAGACAAAACCCGGUUUUGAGAAACACACCUCGCCCCAAACCCAGGCUCAAACCAACUCUAGCUCCGGUUCAGAUGAUAAAUCCCAAAACCGGUUUGUAUCAGAUAUGGACGAACGGAGAAAGAAAAGGAAGAUAUCAAACCGGGAAUCGGCUCGACGGUCGAGGAUGAGGAAGCAGAAGCACCUGGAGAACAUGAGAACCCAGUUAAACCGGUUAAGGAUUGAGAACCGGGAACUCACGAACCGGCUCCGGUACGUAGUGUACCACUGCCAACGGGCACGGGCGGAGAACGAUCAUCUAUGGCUGGAACAUCGUAUUCUCGUGGAGAAGCUGUCGAACAUGCGACACGUGUCGAUGUUGAGGCGGAUGCAACAGGCCUCCGAGAAUGCCACGUGGCCAUGCAACGAUAGUACCGUUGUGACGGCCCAACAGAACCCAUCGAUGCUCAGAAAUCACGUAGUUGAUUUCUGAAGCCAUUACGAAGUCGUUUCGAGUGAAAGAGAUGCGUUUUAUACCUCUGUUUGUAAAAAAAAAAAAUUUAAAUGUUGA